CCCCAGCUGGAGAGCAGCUCGUGUCUCGGCCUGGAGAGCGAUGGGGAGCAGGGCGGCAGCGCGCCCUGGGAGCCCGGCGAGCGCUCGGCCGUGUCGGCGCUGCUGGAGCGCUGCGUGGCCACGGGCGCCGUGAGCCAGGAGUCCUUGGAUUUAACUUCCAGAAGAACGCCAUGCUUUGCGAAAUUCUCGGAGAUGGAAGAAAUGGUAAACAUGGAAGCUGAAAUCAAUGAGAUAAAGCUGAAAACUGAAAUGAUGCAGUUGGAGAAUGACACAGCAGACAUUACUCACCCUUUUUACUUAGGGAAAAAGUGUGAAAUUUUGCAAGAUAUGAACAGGCACCUGGAAGCCAUACUGAAAGAGAAGAGGGAUCUCAGAAAGAGGUUGAUCAAACACAGAUGUCAAGAAAGCCUGCCUAUUGAGGCUACUUUUCACAAGUGUAUAGUAGAGUUGUUGACUGAGGCUGUGACUUUCAUUGAGAAGCUUGAAAGCCAUUUGCAGUCUGUGAGAAGCAUCCCUCAGAUACCUCAUAUGAUAAGCAAUAUGGACAACACUUUGUCAAAAACAGAGAUGCUUGUAAUAGAAUUGGAGGAGCUGACAGAGCAAAUACUGAAAUGGAAAGAACUGCAAAAGGAAGUAUAUGCUAACAAUGUAUGCAAUACUGCUGACUUGGACUUUGGCUUAUCUUUAAUCUAACAAAUCAUUUUCCUCAAGUAGGAUGACUGCUCAAAGAACUACAUUCUUAGGGUCUUCUGUGAAAACUGCAACAUAGGUGUCUUUCAAUCCACAGAGACUUUGUAGGUAGUCAUAUUUCUGUUAUUAAGUAACAGUUCUCCAACUAUUUACUGAAAAAAAAUGGACAAUGAGCAUUAACUCAUAGGAAGAUGGUACUGAGAAGCCAGUCAAGGAGUUCCUGUUUGAAGUAGUUGGAUAAGAGUCCCGUGGAGCCUGUAUCUUCAACGGAAAAUUGUUUCCUUUUUUUUUUUUUUGCACUUGCUAUGAUAUGUUUAUUCAGUUUUUUAAGCAUUUUGAUAAAACACUGUAUUUUGUAUGUUGCUAUAAAACUUUAAUAAAAGCACUAGA
Ficedula albicollis (Collared flycatcher) is the source of this 1080-nucleotide messenger RNA. It is a transcript of the gene HAUS2, whose product is annotated as HAUS augmin like complex subunit 2. NCBI's taxonomy places the organism in Eukaryota, Metazoa, Chordata, Aves, Passeriformes, Muscicapidae. The record is from RefSeq and is a predicted model, not a curated record. The annotation marks the transcript as partial. The transcript is spliced from 6 exons. Gene Ontology annotation, biological process: microtubule nucleation; spindle assembly; centrosome cycle. Gene Ontology annotation, cellular component: HAUS complex; centrosome; mitotic spindle microtubule.